Neopsephotus bourkii (Bourke's parrot) is the source of this 1631-nucleotide messenger RNA. RefSeq names its product CD247 molecule (gene CD247). The transcript is spliced from 8 exons. Lineage: Eukaryota; Metazoa; Chordata; Aves; Psittaciformes; Psittacidae. Gene Ontology annotation, biological process: cell surface receptor signaling pathway. The record is from RefSeq and is a predicted model, not a curated record. Bases 29 to 607 code for a protein of 192 amino acids. Gene Ontology annotation, molecular function: transmembrane signaling receptor activity. Gene Ontology annotation, cellular component: membrane.
GGAGGAGAGCUUCCUGCAGGGCUGGCAGAUGAGCAAAGCCUGUGGAGGAACCUCCUCUUCUCCUUGCUUGUGGCGUCCUGCUCCCCACCACUGCUGGAGAAGCAAGAUGAAGUGGAGGACUGCGAUCUUUGCCAUCCUCCAGGCACAGCUCCCAGACACAGAUGCUGUACCAGUUCUUGGGCUGACAGACCCAAGACUCUGCUACUUACUGGAUGGAUUCCUCUUCAUUUAUGCAGUCGUCAUAACAGCUCUGUUUGUGAAGGCAAAGCUUAGCCAGGCCUCUGAAUAUCAGCUGCAACCAGGCCAGGAUGAUGUGUAUAAUAAACUGUCUCGAGGGCACAGAGAUGAAUAUGAUGUUCUGGGGGCAAAGCGAGGUCCAGACCCUGAGCUGGGUGGGAGACACCAGCAGAGAAGAAAGAACCCUCAGGACACCGUCUACACUUCGCUGCAGAAGGACAAGAUGGGAGAGGCAUACAGUGAAAUUGGAAUGAAGGGUGAGCAGCAGAGACGGCGAGGCAAAGGGAAUGAUGGCAUCUACCAGGGACUCAGUACAGCAACCAAGGACACGUAUGAUGCUCUUCAGAUGCAGCCUUUACCCCGCCGCUAAGUGGGAAUCACAGAGGGGUGGGCAGAGUGCAAGAUGCCCACCUGCUUUGGGGAGAGGAGGGGAAGAGGGACAGCCUUUUCCAUCCACAAUAAGCACCGUGUGUUUUCUCAGUGCAACAACCUACUGGUUGGUGCAGAGAGAGUAUGGCUGGGCUUGGUCAGUCCCUUCUCCCUUCCCUCCUGAACCAUAUAACCACAGGCUUUAGCUAGUAAAAUGUACAUACCUGUAAAGUUGAUUCCAGUAACAGUGGUUAUUAGGCUAAUUUUUGAGAGAUUCAUGUUGUGGGACCAGCCCACACCUACUAACACAGCUGUUUCCAUUGCUCUUACUCACCUUCCAGGAGUAUCAAGAUGAGUAAUUAUGGUUUUAGUGCAUUUAAAGAACUUGUAAAGAUAGGACUGUAGUUAUUUCCUUUAGUAUUUAUCUUAAGCCUAUUUGACACAGGCCAGAUAAACUUCCUGCUUUAAAUCUACCUUUUAAAAACUGCUUCAGUGGAAGACAACUUUUUAAACAGUAAAAAGCGAGGUAGUGUUGCUGUAGCAAAGGACAGCAGCUGAAUGGCAGCUUUGCAAUGUGAAGAAAACACACUAAGCUCCAAGAAAACAUCUAGCACUGGCAUUGCCACUCAUCUGGGACUUGGAGCGAAACAGGAGCCUGCAUAAAAGACUUCUCAGAAUGCAGACGAUUCCUUGUUACAACAAAGCCAGGAGAACAGGCCUGUAUAAAGACAGUAAUAUUAGAAAAGCCAGGAAAACUUGCCCUGGAGAAUCCCAUUUGGCUGAAGGGCUUUACCUAUCACUGCAGACGAGGGCCCCCUUGCAAGGAUUGGGCUGGGAACUGUCAUGUCAAAACCAGUCCCAAAUUAUCACUUCUGGCCAACAAAAACUGUACAAAAGCCACUGUAAAUGCAGUUUCCAAAACAGUCCAUCACCAAGUUACCUCUAAAAGCACUGCAGCUGUCAUUCCAAAGCGAUACCGGUUCAAUCAUGUAUUUUCGAGGAAUUAAUAAAGUUUGUCAUAGACC